Messenger RNA from Bolinopsis microptera, 1460 nucleotides. RefSeq lists its product as uncharacterized. The transcript is spliced from 2 exons. Gene Ontology annotation, cellular component: mitochondrion. Lineage: Eukaryota; Metazoa; Ctenophora; Tentaculata; Lobata; Bolinopsidae. The record is from RefSeq and is a predicted model, not a curated record. Bases 37 to 906 code for a protein of 289 amino acids.
AGCAGUGACGAAAUGGCUAUGACAUGAAAACUAGAGAUGUUAUCCCUCAGAAUUCUCUUUCAGAGCUCAGCUAUACGCCCAACAUGCCUCCACUCUGUCACUAGAACCACUUUCAGAUCGCCAAUCGUCACUCUCCAAUCAGCAUGUCUUUCUGCAGCAUCAACCCGUCCACACAUAACGAACUUUAAUAAAUCUGAUGUGUUUCAAAGGCAUCUUGUUUUGAGUAGACACUAUUCUAAUCCCUCACCGCCCGCACCUCCUAAGAAAAGAGGUCGAUUGAUCGUUAAGCUUCUGAAAGAGUAUGGGCCGGUAUUUUUCGUGUUCCACACGUGCACCUCCAUUGUGACGUUCGCCAUGUUUUAUCUACUUGUCUCCAGAGAUUUCGACGUGUCAGCGAUGCUGUCAUUCGCGGAGAACUACAUAAACGUGGACAACAUCCUAGCUAAAGCAGGGUACGACAAGUCUGACAUCCUCUCUCCCACGUCCUCUAAUGCCACCAGUGGUAUAAUAGCAGUGCUGCUCUACAAGCUCACCUCACCCCUCCGACUAGUACUGGACUCCAUCAUGGUCCCUGUGGUGGUUAGGAAUCUCCGGUACAUGGGUGUUAUGCAACCUGAAACCGCGGUGGAUGAGGUGACUCUAGCUAGGAUUGAGCAGAGGAUAGAACGAUUUGAUAAGAAGUACGAUGAGAUCGACCUGGAGCCCGCAGUGAAGGCUAUAAGAAGAGGCGUGGCUAAGAGGAACGAGCGUAGGAGCCGGCAGAUGGUCAAAUAUACUGAAACUCAGAGAAAAUUUGAUAAGAAAAAAACUGAAACCCAGAGGAAGAUCGAUAAGGUUUUUAAGAAGAAGAGGAAAUACUCUACUACUGUAACUAAUACUGCUGCGGAAAAUAAGAAGGAUAAAUGAGGUGUAUACAUUUAAAAUUUGCUAGGUUAAAUUAUAUGGACACCUGACUGAUUAGAUUAUUAGAACGAAUCAAACGAAGACAUUUCCUUCAAAAUAAAGUUUAACUUCAUUCAUGUUUGAGAUUCGUGUGGCACAAACAUUUGAAUAUAAGAUACGUUUAUGAAGAAUUUUUUAGAUAAUUUAUGAAUUAUGAUGAUCUGUGUUUUGAAUUAUGUUACCUGUUUUGAAUUAGCCCACUUUAAUUCCAGUCUGAUAUGGUAAAUCUAAAGGAUUGCUCUGCUGAUGAUACUCUUUACAGAGACUCAGUCUUGCCCGUGCAAGAAAGCUUGCACAGCUUCAAGGGUUUGGAUAUCUUAGAUCUUGUGAGGGGCAAGGGUAUAGUCUGCCAAUUCAAACUUUUCUGCAUACUCAGCAUGAAUUGAAUUUUAUUGAUAAGAUUAACUAUUAAUUUGUAUUAUAUUGGUUCUGAGACUUCGAAAUUUGCAAAGUUGGUAUAUUUUGUACGUAUUAUAACUGUUGAAAUUGUUCAGAUUUUUUGAUCUUCCCUUUUUGCC